This is a messenger RNA of Penicillium pulvis, 2346 nucleotides long. Its product is annotated as LysM peptidoglycan-binding domain-containing protein. Bases 1 to 2346 code for a protein of 781 amino acids. The transcript has 7 exons. The record is from RefSeq and is a predicted model, not a curated record. Lineage: Eukaryota; Fungi; Ascomycota; Eurotiomycetes; Eurotiales; Aspergillaceae.
AUGGCAACAUUGCGGAUGGUGGCGCUGUUGGCUGCCCUGGCGGUUCUCCUGUCUCUGUCCCGGGCGCAGCAAUUCACUGGUACCCAGAUGUUCACCAACUAUACAGGCCUGAGUACAGACUGCCAGCAGGCAUUGGCAACAAAUGUGACAUGCUCUCCGUAUCUGGGUGUUGUCUCGCAAAACAAUGACGUCGUGACAGCGGAUCAGAUCGAAGAUGUGUGCGUUGAUGACUGCUAUGGCUCUCUGGAGGCUGCCAGAAGCGUCAUCGCGGCCGCUUGUACCCUCGACACAGAUAUCAUCGUUGUCGAGAACGUGGCAUACCCGGCUACAUUCAUAGUGGAUAACUAUCUAUUCACGUACGAGCUGUCCUGUCGAAAAGACAGCACCACGGGUGAAUACUGCGAUCCCCUCGUGGCCUCGUGGUCCAAUCAGUCUCUCAAUACUAGCCAGCUGUGCUCCGACUGCUGGCUAGGAGGGCUUGCGCUGGAACUGAACAGUCCCUUCGGAUAUGAUAGCGUUGUGGCUGUGAACUACGCAUCGCUGACAUCCAGCUGCAAUGCGACCACGUACACCUAUGCCACUCCGACACAAUACGCACUAAACGCCACAGCCACAUCUGAACCGGCGACUGUGACAACAACUCCGGCAUCGAGCUGCACAGGUUCUUAUGAAGUACAAGUAGAGGAUACCUGCAACUCGGUAGCUCAGGCUCUCAACGUGUCUACGUACAGUCUACUCUACCUGAAUAACUUGGAUCUCUAUUGCCUGAAUUGGGCUUCAACAGCGGUCAACUCGAGUCUGUGUAUCCCACCGCAAUGUGAUACCCACGUGUGGCAGGCGACCGACACCUGUGACAGUGUGGUCGGUGGCUUGUCCAAUGUCACUAUUCCGCAAUUCCUGGCCUGGAACCCCAACUUCAAUGCUUUGUGCCAGAACGCCGUCAAUUAUAUUGACUAUGUGGUUUGCGUCGGUCCUCCUGGAGGCUAUCUUAAUCAUACCGCCGACAUGUCAGGCAAUUCCACAGUACAGGAUCCAACAAGUAUCACCUCCGCUGUCCCUGCGCCCACCAACGCCCUGAAAGGAUCUACCACAGAUUGUGGUCUGUGGUAUACAGUUGGAGAAGGAGAUAGUUGCAGUCUGGUCACUGUCGCCAAUGCCCUCUCCCUUGUGGACUUCUACUUUCUCAACCCAGAGAUUGACGCCAAUUGCACCAACCUCGAGCUCGGGGAGGCUUACUGUAUCGCCGCAGUUGGAGACAUUAGCACCUACUCUGGCUACCCAGUCACAACGCCCUUGUUCACUGUGACAACAGCCAGCUUCCCCGCCGUCGAUACAUCAAUUCCCACGGCGACCAGUGAUCCGGGGUUCGUCUACACGCCAACAUAUCUCCCUACGGCCCCGGACACGCUUACUAACUGCCAACGAUACGCCAACUAUGACAACACCACAUAUAACCUCAACUCUUGCAAGUGGGUUGCGUGGCUGAAUGAAGUUACAACGGCCGAUUUCCUCGACUGGAACCCUAGUCUCAGUACUAAUCUGAGCUUAUGUGCCAUGCAGCCAGGGUACAGUUAUUGUGCUAUUCUCAAUAGUUCUUACACAACCGGCAGUGACGACACCAGCAGCAGUGACAGCGGACUUGGCUCUCUCUGCUUGUCCCUCAAUGCCACCGAGUCUACCACUGUCUCAAACUGCAACUGCUUCACCGGUGUCAAUGGCUACGAUAAAGGAGAAUACCAAUGUGCUGAUAUUGAGGAAGACUUCGAUAUCACGGAAGCCCAACUCCUUACGUGGAACCCUUGGCUCGGCACAGACUGUGACACAAAUCUGUACGCUGAUCUUAACGAUACCGAUACUCGUGCCGUCUGUAUUGGGGUGGGUUCAAGCACGUCAACUACGGCCACCACAACCCCUAGUAGUACUACCGCUACUGCUACGUCGGUAGCCCCAACACAAACUGGAUACAUCUAUGGGUGCCAGGAGUUCUUCACCGUCGAGUCGGGAGAUGAUUGUUCGACAAUGGAGACUGAGUUUGGAGUUACUCUUGCCCAACUCUAUGAGUGGAAUCCCAGCAUUGGAAAAACAUGUACGAACCUUUGGCUCGGCUAUGCCUACUGCGUCAAGGGUCCCACGGCCACGGCGAGUAGCUCAGCUGGUGCGCCUACACAGACUGGCAUCGCUUCCAAUUGCAACGAAUAUUACACGGUCGUUUCCGGGGACUCGUGCGCGGCGGUCGAGGGUGCGUUCGAAAUAACAUUUGCGCAGCUGUACGAGUGGAAUCCGGUCAUUGGGUCAGAUUGUCAGUUUUUGGAUGUUGGCUAUGCCAUUUGUGUUGGCGUUUCAUAG